Molecule: messenger RNA, 3141 nt
Organism: Sorex araneus (European shrew)
Lineage: Eukaryota; Metazoa; Chordata; Mammalia; Eulipotyphla; Soricidae
Product: complement factor H-like
Exons: 19
Source: RefSeq, a predicted model, not a curated record
AUGGAGAGCUCUGUCUAUGUGCAUCAGGAAAUUUUCAAUGGUCAACAAAAAUUUUUGAUCAUGAAAACUGCUUUUCCUUUUAAUAAAAAUAUUCUUAACAAGAAGUACACUCUUCUAAUUUCAGGCCCAGAGACAAAGAAAACUAUUGGACAAAAUACUUGCUCUUCUCCCCUAAUUAUUCCUGACUCUCUCUACAAGGAGAGUGAUCUAUUCAUUCUCUGUCAGAUGCAACAGAAAGGAGAUGGGUGGCUAGAAGACGUACUAAGCUGGGGAAAUCACAUAGGGAGAUUAAUUCAAGUCAAGGAAACAGUUUGUGUAAGACACAGUCGUAAAGAAAUAUUAAGGCUAAUGGACUCUACUAAAGAUGUGGAUGACAUAAAAAUGGAAGAGGAGAGGAGAUAUGCAAACAUGGACAACGAACAGACAGAUAUUUCAGUUUGCAAUGGCCUGGAGUUUUCUAUGGAUAUGAGAGCUAAACAGCUAUUGGUAAAGAGGAAGAGCUUUGAAGAUUUUGGUGUUUUUCCUUUGUGUCCUUAUAGCAGUGUUUUCCCCCUGCCGAAGUUUUUCCUCUCUGUAAAGGAUCAAGCCUCUUUGGGGUCUGCAAUGGUGCCAGGGGUAGGUCUGAUCCGUCUUGAAUUUCUGUGUGCACAAGUCACAUACGAGUGCAUAAAUAACUUUUACCCUACAACUCGGGGAACAACAAUAAAAUGCACAAUGGCAGGAUGGGUACCAAGUCCAAGAUGUUCUUUCAAAAAUUGUGAAUUUCCAAACAUAACACAUGGAUUCCUAUAUAAGGAAAGCAGAUACAAACCAGAGUUUCCAGUACCUGUAGGAAAACAGUAAUACUAUAGAUGUCAUGAAAAUUUUGCGACGCCUUCCGACUCCACCUGGGAAUACAUCAAGUGCACACAAACAGGAUGGAAGCCAGAAGUGCCUUGCCGCAGAAAAUGCCUCUUCAAUUUUUUGGAAAAUGGAAAGUGGUCAUGGAGAUCAAAAACAUAUUACCAAGGUGAAUCGAUGAUACCUGAGUGCAAUCCUGGCUUUAGUCUUCCAAAUGGGCAGACAGUCAUGACAUGUACAGAGAAUGGCUGGUCCCCUCCUCCCAAAUGUGUCCGAAUCAAAACAUGUUCACAUUCAGACAUAGAAAUUCAGAAUGGUUUUUUUUCUGAAGCUACUACUCAAUAUCCCUUAAAUAAACAAGCAGAAUACAAGUGCAAACCAGGAUUUGCAACAGCAAAUGGUGAAACUUCAGGAACAAUUACCUGUCAGCUAACUGGAUGGUCAGCUCAACCUAAAUGCUUUAAAUCUUGUGAUAGGCCGGGAUUUGAGAAUGCUCUAAUUAAAAGAAUUGGUGCACGGUUUAUGCUCAAUGACCAGCUGGAGUAUCAAUGCAAACCUGGCUAUGAAACCAAAGCAGGAAGGACCGGUGGUUCCAUAGUGUGUGAGCUCAACGGUUGGUCUGAUCAACCUUUAUGUCUUGAAAAACAAUGCACUGUUCUGAAUUUAGAUGAAAACAUAUUGGCUAUGCCCUCAAAAAGAAAAUAUAGAAUUGGAGAGGUGUUGAAAUUCUCUUGUCGUAAUGAACUUGAGAGAGUUGGACCAGAUUCAAUUCAGUGCUAUCACUUUGGAUGGUCUCCUAAUCCUCCAACAUGUAGAGAUCGUGUUAAACGUUGUGGUUCCCCGCCUUCACUUUUGAAUGGAAAAUCGACAGAAGUGGAGAGAGAAGCCUAUGAACACAGUACCAUGGUGGAAUAUGUUUGUGAUCCUCAGUUUCUGAUGAAAGGUUCUAGGAAGAUUCAGUGUGUUGAUGGAAAUUGGACACCUCUGCCUAUGUGCAUUGCGGAGAAGAGUACAUGCCGAGAUAAACCUGAACUUGAGAAUGGCUUUGCUGAUUCCUCCGCUCCUCUUUAUUAUCAUGGAGAGUCAAUCGAGUUCAAAUGCAUGGAUGGAUUCACAAUGAUUGGAGAGAAAUCAGUUACAUGUUUCCGUGGAAGAUGGACCCAACUUCCUAUGUGCAUCGGUCAAACAAUACAGGUCUGCCCACCUCCACCUCAGAUUCCCAAUAGUCAAAUUAUGACGACUACAGUCAAUUACCGGGAUGGAGAAAGAAUAUCAAUUCUCUGCCAAGAAAAUUAUCUAAUGCAGGAAUCAGAAGAAAUGGAGUGCAAAAAUGGAACCUGGCAGUCAAUACCACGCUGUGUAGAAAAACUUCCAUGUUCUCAGCCACCUCAGAUUGAACAUGGAAGCACUACAUCAGCUAGGUCUUCACUGGGGCCCGAAGUUUACCCACAUGGCACCAUACUGAAUUACACUUGUCAAGCUGGUUUUAAGAUAUUUGAAGAAGACAACAAGAUAACGUGCUCCCUGGGAGAAUGGAGUAUUCCACCUCGGUGUGUAGGACUUCCUUGUGGAACUCCACCUCAGAUUUCCCAUGGUAUACCUCAGUUACACAACGGAGAUGGUUACCAAUACGGAGAAGAAGUUAUGUACAGCUGCGCUGACGGUUAUAGAAUUGAUGGAUCUGCAAUCUCAACAUGUUUAGGAGGAAAAUGGUCCAGUCCACCAGAAUGCAUAGAAAGUGUUGCUUGUAGUCCUCCACCCAGGGUUGAACAUGGUAUCAUACAAAAUGAGAUGGUGAGGUAUCCAUCUGGUGUGCAGGUGCGUUAUGAAUGUGAAAAGCCUUUUAAACUCUAUGGAGACACAGCAGAAGUGCAGUGUUUAGAUGGCAAAUGGACAACACCUCCUCAAUGUAAAGACGCUGUAGGAAAGUGUAGUCCCCCUCCACCUAUAGCAAAUGGAGAUACUAUUUCACAGCAACUUAAGGAAUAUGCUCCAGAAUCAAGAGUUGAUUACCAAUGCCAAUCUUAUUAUAGACUCGAAGGACACAGGACUAUAGUAUGCCGCAAUGGGCAGUGGUCAGAACCACCCAAAUGCAUAAGUCCCUGUGUAAUAUCAGAAGACAUCUUAAAUGAACAUAAUAUAACGUUCCGAUGGGUGGAUACAAAGAAACUUUAUACUGAGUCAGGGGACUUUGUUGAAUUUGACUGUAAACGGGGAUAUCGUAGAACGUCACCAGAUGAAACAUUUCGAACAACCUGUCAUGAUGGAAAAUUAGCAUAUCCCACUUGUGCUUUAAAUUAA